Messenger RNA from Rhizophagus irregularis DAOM 181602=DAOM 197198, 6466 nucleotides. RefSeq names its product glutamate synthase [NADH]. The record is from RefSeq and is a predicted model, not a curated record. Gene Ontology annotation, molecular function: iron-sulfur cluster binding; FMN binding; iron ion binding. Lineage: Eukaryota; Fungi; Glomeromycota; Glomeromycetes; Glomerales; Glomeraceae.
UAUAUAUAAUCAAUUGGUUUUCCCCCUCUCCCCUUUCAAAAAAAAAAAAGUAGCAUAGUUAUAAAAAUUCAUUUUAUUUUUUAUUUUAUUAUUUCAAUUUCUUCUUUUUUUCUCUCUCUUAAAUAAUUAUGGUAUCUAUCGUCGAACUUGAACAAAAUAAUAAUCAACAAAAGCAUCAAGAAGAAGAAUAUCAAGAGAAUAUUAAAGAACCUGUUAAUACAUCUUGGGCUAAUACUAUCCCUCCUAAACAAGCCCUUUACAAUCCUGAUUAUGAAAAAGAUGCUUGCGGUGUCGGUUUCAUCGUGCACAUUAAAGGUGCUCCAUCUUAUAAAAUUCUUAGCGAUGCUAGAGGUAUUCUCUGUAACAUGACUCAUAGAGGUGCCGUUGGUGCCGAUGCUAGAGAUGGUGAUGGUGCUGGUAUUAUGACUGGAAUACCUCAUGAAUUUUUUCUUCAAGAAUGUGCAAGAUUAGAUAUACAAUUACCUCCACAAGGUCAAUACGCUGUUGGUAACGUGUUUUUUAAACCCGAACCUGCCGUUAUGGAAGAUAGUAAAAAAACUUUUGAACAGAUCGCUAAAAGUUUAAAUUUAAAAGUUUUGGGUUGGCGUGAAGUUCCAAAAGAUAAUUCUAUACUCGGUCCUGCCGCAAAAUCACGUGAACCAAUGAUUUUACAACCUUUCGUUGUUUUAAAAGAUUCUACCAAUAAUUUUGAUGAAACUUAUUUUGCUCGUCAACUUUACGUUCUUAGGAAACAAGCCACUCACACAAUCACUGUAAAGAGAUGGUUUUAUAUUUGUUCUUUAUCAAACAAAAAUAUUGUUUAUAAAGGUCAAUUAAGUCCUGUACAAGUUUAUAAUUAUUUUCAUGAUUUGAAUAAUGUUGCUUAUAAAACUCAUUUUUCUUUGGUUCAUUCUCGUUUCUCUACAAAUACUUUUCCUUCUUGGGAUCGUUCUCAACCUAUGAGAUGGGCUGCUCAUAAUGGUGAAAUUAAUACUUUACGUGGUAAUAAAAAUUGGAUGAGAGCUCGUGAAGGAAUAAUGAAAUCUGAUUUAUUCGGUUCUGAAUUAGAACAAUUAUAUCCUAUUAUUGAAGAAGGUGGUUCGGAUUCUGCCGCUUUUGAUAAUGUUUUAGAAUUACUUGUUAUUAAUGGGGUUUUAACUUUACCUCAAGCUGUUAUGAUGAUGAUUCCUGAAGCUUGGCAAAAUAAUCCUUUAAUGGAACCUGAAAAACGUGCUUUUUAUCAAUGGGCUGCUUGUUUAAUGGAACCUUGGGAUGGUCCUGCUUUAUUCACUUUUAGUGAUGGUCGUUAUUGUGGUGCAAGUUUGGAUCGUAAUGGUUUACGUCCAUGUCGUUUUUAUAUUACAAGUGAUGAUUUAAUGAUUUGUGCUUCAGAAGUUGGUACAAUAUUUAUUGAACCUGAACGUAUCGUACAAAAAGGUCGUUUACAACCUGGUAAAAUGUUGUUGGUAGAUACUGAAGAAGGUCGUGUAGUAGAUGAUCGUGAAUUAAAAUUAGCAACUGCAAGUCGUGAAAAUUUUCAUUCUUGGAUUGAAAAACAAAUAAUUACUCUUGAUAGUGUUAUUGAAAAAGUUAAAAUGACUGGAAAUGGUAUUUCUGUAGAAUUGGAUAAUACAAGUAUCUCUGAAGAUCCAAGAUUACGUGCUUUCGGUUAUACUAUCGAACAAUUAAAUUUACUCGUCUUACCAAUGACAAAAGAUGGAAAAGAAGCUCUUGGUUCUAUGGGAAAUGAUGCACCUUUGGCCUGUCUUUCAAAUCAACCACGUUUAAUUUAUGAUUAUUUCCGUCAACUUUUCGCUCAAGUUACAAAUCCUCCAAUUGAUCCAAUUCGUGAAGAAAUUGUCAUGUCAUUAGAAUGUUAUGUUGGACCUGAAGGAAAUAUAUUAGAAAUUAAUGAACAACAAACUCAUAGACUUGCUUUACCUUCUCCUAUAUUAUCAAUUGAUGAAUUAAAUGCCAUCAAACGAAUGGAAAAAGUGGAAUCAAAUUGGAGUGUUUGUACUAUUGAUAUUACUUUUUCAAAGAGUGAAGGAGUUAGUGGAUAUUUAUUAGCUUUAGAGCGUGUUUGUGCUGAAGUUUCUCAAGCUAUUCAAGAAGGUUUUAAAGUUGUAGUUCUUUCAGAUGCUGCUGUUAAUCCUGAAAAUGUCUCGAUUUCUUCAUUAAUUGCCGUAGGAGGUGUACAUCAUUAUCUUGUUCGUAACAAACAACGUUCAAAGAUUGCUCUUAUUAUUGAAACUGCUGAAGCAAGAGAAGUUCAUCAUGUUUGCGUACUUUUAGGUUAUGGUGCUGAUGCUAUUUGUCCUUAUUUGGCAAUGGAAGCUAUAUUGAAACUCAAACGUGAAAAUGCAAUUAGUGGUGAUUUAUCGAAUGAUAAAAUUAUUCAUAAUUAUAAGACAGCCAUAAAUAAUGGUAUCUUAAAAGUCAUGUCAAAAAUGGGAAUUUCCACAUUACAAAGUUACAAAGGUGCUCAAAUUUUUGAAGCUUUGGGUCUCGACGAAAGUGUCAUCGCUCGAUGCUUUGCAGGUACAGCUUCUAGGAUAAAAGGAACAACAUUCGACAUUUUAGCUACGGAUGCACUCUCAUUCCAUGAACGUGGUUAUCCAACACGAGACACAAUUGUUCCACCAGGUUUACCAGAAUCUGGAGAAUAUCAUUGGCGUGAUGGUGGUGAAGCUCAUGUUAAUGAUCCUACUGGUGUUGCUAGUUUACAAGAUGCUGUUCGUACAAAAAAUCAAUCUUCUUAUGAUAAAUAUGCAAGUAAUGCUUAUGAACAAAUUAAAAGCUGUACUUUACGUGGUCUUUUAGAUUUCGAUUUUGACCAUUCUAAAUCAAUUCCUUUGGAAAAAGUUGAACCUUGGACAGAAAUUGUUAAACGUUUUUGUACUGGUGCAAUGUCAUAUGGUUCUAUCUCAAUGGAGUCUCAUUCAACUUUAGCUAUUGCAAUGAAUAGAUUAGGAGGAAAAUCAAAUACUGGCGAGGGUGGUGAGGAUCCUGAACGUUCAAAUGUACUACCUAACGGAGAUUCUAUGCGAAGUGCUAUCAAACAAGUAGCUUCUGGACGCUUUGGUGUAACUUCUUUCUACCUUUCUGAUUCAGAUGAACUUCAAAUUAAAAUGGCUCAAGGUGCCAAACCUGGUGAAGGAGGAGAAUUACCUGGUCAUAAAGUUUCCGAGAAUAUUGGAAAAACAAGAAAAUCAACUCCUGGUGUUGGUUUGAUUUCUCCACCACCACAUCACGAUAUCUACUCAAUUGAAGAUUUGAAACAAUUGAUUUAUGAUCUUAAGUGUUCUAAUCCUCGAGCUCGCGUAUCUGUAAAAUUAGUUUCGGAAGUUGGUGUUGGUAUCGUUGCUUCCGGUGUUGCAAAAGCAAAAGCUGAUCAUAUUUUAAUUUCUGGUCAUGAUGGUGGUACUGGUGCUUCACGUUGGACGGGUAUCAAAUAUGCUGGUCUUCCUUGGGAAUUAGGUCUUGCAGAAACACAUCAAACUUUAGUUUUAAAUGAUUUACGUGGACGUGUAGUUGUUCAAACCGACGGACAAAUCAGAACAGGACGUGAUGUUGCCAUAGCUUGUUUACUAGGUGCUGAAGAAUGGGGUUUUGCUACUACACCUUUAAUUGCAACUGGUUGUAUUAUGAUGAGAAAAUGUCAUUUGAACACUUGCCCUGUUGGUAUUGCUACUCAAGAUCCUGAAUUACGCAAAAAAUUCGAAGGAAAACCAGAACACGUAGUAAAUUUCUUUUAUUACGUUGCUGAAGAAUGUCGUCAAAUUAUGGCAAAACUUGGUUUCCGAACAAUCAAUGAAAUGGUUGGCCGAACUGAUAAACUUAAAAUUAAUGAAACUGUUAGAAAUACAAACGCAAAAACUGCAAAUAUCGACCUUACACCAAUUUUAACUCCAGCAUUCACUUUACGUCCUGGUGUUGUAACUUGCAAUACGGAUAAACAAGAUCACAAACUUUAUGUUCGUUUGGAUAAUAAACUUAUUGACGAAUCCGAUUUAGCAUUAACAAAGAGAAAACCUGUAAAAAUCAGUUGUAAUAUCGUCAAUACUGAUCGUGCUCUUGGUACAACUUUAUCAUAUCAUAUUUCAAGAAUAUUUGGAGAGGCUGGAUUACCUGAUGAUACAAUUCACGUCAACAUAAAAGGAUCCGCAGGUCAAUCAUUUGGUGCCUUCUUGGCUUCUGGUGUUACUCUUGAAUUAGAAGGUGAUGCAAAUGAUUAUGUAGGAAAAGGUCUUUCAGGAGGUCGUAUAAUAGUUUACCCACCAAGAUCCUCAACUUUCAAAUCUGAAGAAAAUAUUAUUGUUGGUAAUGUAUGUUUAUAUGGUGCCACAGGUGGUGUUGCAUUCUUCCGUGGUAUAGCAGCUGAACGUUUCUGUGUACGUAACUCUGGAGCUAUAGCUGUUGUUGAAGGUGUUGGUGAUCACGGUUGUGAAUAUAUGACCGGUGGACGAGUAGUUGUUUUAGGUUCAACAGGCAGAAAUUUCGCCGCGGGUAUGAGCGGGGGCGUAGCUUACGUCCUAGAUAAUGCUCAAGAUUUUCGUUCAAAAUGUAAUACUGAAAUGGUCGAUUUGGAGACUGUGAAUGACCAUGAAGAAGUUAGCUUUUUACGUGAACUUAUCAGAGAUCAUCAUCAUUUUACCAAAUCUGAACUUGCGGAUCGUAUAUUAAAAAAUUUCAAUCAAGUUUUACCAAAAUUUGUCAAAGUUAUGCCAGUUGAUUACAGAGCUGUCUUGGAAAAACAAAAACUAGCAUCUAAGAUUAACGAAGAACAACCAGCAGAAAUUCAAUUAGUUGAUAAAAAAGAACCAUUAGUUUUAGAUAUUGAAGAUUCAAUGGUAGAUGAAGAAGCUGCCAAAAAGAGAUCUCAAAUUGUUGACAAAGUUAGAGGUUUCAUGAAAUACCAAAGAAAAGUUGAUAAUUACAGGAAUCCUAAAAGACGUGUAAAAGAUUGGAAAGAAAUCAAUGCUCGCCUUAACGAAGCAGAUCUUAAAGUUCAAGCAGCUCGUUGUAUGGAUUGUGGUGUACCUUUCUGUCAAUCUGAUACUGGUUGUCCUAUUAGUAAUAUUAUUCCAAAAUGGAAUGAACUCGUUUUCAGAGAUCAAUGGCGUGACGCUUUGAACAGAUUAAUGAUGACAAAUAAUUUCCCUGAAUUUACUGGUCGCGUUUGUCCUGCUCCAUGUGAAGGUGCUUGUGUAUUGGGAAUUAAUGAACCACCUGUUAGUAUCAAAUCUAUUGAAUGUGCUAUUAUUGACAAAGGUUUUGAAAUGGGAUGGAUUGUUCCUCAACCACCAGUAAUUCGUACCGGUAAAAAAGUUGCCGUCAUAGGUUCAGGGCCAGCAGGUCUCGCCGCAGCAGAUCAACUUAACAAAGCUGGACAUCUUGUUACAGUAUAUGAUCGUAACGACAGAUUUGGUGGACUUUUAAUGUAUGGUAUCCCAAAUAUGAAAUUAGAUAAAAAAAUCGUACAAAGACGUAUUGAUCUUCUUGACGCGGAAGGAAUCAAAUUUGUUGCAAAUGCUCAUGUUGGAGUUGAUGUUGAUGUAUCUCAAAUCAAAACCGAUAAUGACGCCUUAGUACUAGCUACAGGUGCAACAUGGCCACGUGAUUUAAAUAUACCGAAUAGAAACUUGGACAACAUCCAUUUUGCUAUGGAAUUUCUUCAGUUAAAUACUUCAAGUUUACUUGAUUCAAAUUUACAAAAUUCCCGUUAUAUAAGCGCAAAAGAUAAGAAUGUCAUAGUAAUAGGUGGUGGAGAUACAGGAUGCGAUUGUAUAGGAACUUCGAUACGUCAUGGUGCCAAGUCAAUUGUAAAUUUCGAAUUAUUACCGCAACCUCCAAAUACUCGUGCAGAUGAUAACCCAUGGCCAACUUUCCCGCGUACAUUUAAGGUUGAUUAUGGCCACGCUGAAGUUAUUUCACAUUACGGCAAAGACCCUAGAGAAUAUAAUAUAUUAUCAAAAUCCUUUGUAAGUGAUGGAAACGGUCGUGUCGCUGGAAUAAAUACCGUGAGAGUUGAAUGGACAAAAGAUCCAGUAACCGGAAAAUGGUCAAUGGGAGAAAUUGAAGGAUCAGAACAAUUCUUCCCAGCAGAUCUCAUUCUUUUGGCCCUUGGUUUCUUGGGACCCGAAGAAAAAUUAAUAAAUAGUUUGGGAUUGAAAACAGACGCACGAACUAACAUUGAGACACGUCAAGGCAAAUAUAGUACAGCUAUACCAGGGGUUUUCGCAGCCGGUGAUUGUAGGAGAGGUCAAAGUCUUAUUGUAUGGGGUAUAAAUGAGGGUCGUCAAGCUGCAAGAGAAAUUGAUCAAUAUUUAAUGGGUAAUACGAAUUUACCCGUUACUGGUGGAAUCUCAAAAUUUGAAGCACCACAAGUUCAUCAAGCACCAUUACAAAUGGCAAUUCGAUAAUUCUUUUUUUUUCUUUUUUUUUUAAAAAAAAAAAAAAAAAA